Opisthocomus hoazin is the source of this 1221-nucleotide messenger RNA. The record is from RefSeq and is a predicted model, not a curated record. NCBI's taxonomy places the organism in Eukaryota, Metazoa, Chordata, Aves, Opisthocomiformes, Opisthocomidae.
AUGUCCACGGCCUGCUGCGUUAAGCAGACGUGUUUCCCGCCCCCAGCACCACUGCCCCACGGUGUCCGACCAGAAACAGCGGAGGUCUGCCUGUUCACAAGGGAUGAACCGAAUUUGUCAGCAGAACAGACGGAAAAUCGGUACCGGAAGCUUUUAACCGAGAAUGGGAUCAGCAGCGUUAGCCAGAUCAUCUCGUACAAAACUCUGAAAAAAGAGUAUAAGCUCUUCGAAGCAAAGCGUCGCCUCCUGAACAGAUUUGAUCUCUUUCUGUCCGACGACGGAAUUAGAAGGCUCUUGCCCUCACAUCUAGGAAAACACUUCUAUGCAAGGAAGAAGGCACCUUUGUCUGUAAACCUGAAAGCCAGAAAUCUUGCUAAGGAAAUACAGAAACAUAUCCAGGGGACUACACUCCCAGUUACCAACAAAGGGUGCUGUUAUACAGCGCGUAUAGGUCACACUGGAAUGAAAGCUGAUGAGAUACUAGAUAAUAUCAUGGCUGCAGCUGAGGUGAUUGCUGAGAAGUUACCAAAGAAUUGGAAAAAUGUAAAAAUUCUUCACCUCAAAACACUUAAAUCAGUUGCACUUCCGAUUUUUACUGCAAAUAUAUCCAACUUGGAUGAGCUUGACAGACCGCCAUCUCUCAAAAAACAGGAAGUAAAGAAGGGGAAGAAGAAGAAACCGAAGAAGGCAGCUAAAAAGCUGAAUUCAAGUAAAGUCACUUUGACAACUGAAAUUAACACUGUUGCUGCUACCCAGGAGCUUGCAAUACAAGAAAAAGCAGUAGUUGUCCAAGAACCAGGUGAUCAUGAUGAUGGUGACGAUGAAGAAAUUCCACAGCUGGUGCCUGUGCAAACAACCAGCUUAGCUGGGCUGAAGAAAAUGGAACCAAGUCCAGAAAAAGUUGACAUCCUAGGUGAGAAAACUAAACCACCCCUUGGUAAGAGAAAGAAACAACCUCUAGCUGUGGAAACUCCAAAAUCAAAACAUGAAGUUCCAGAAGAGUGUGCAGACUUGCGGACAUCGUCAAAACAGAAAAAAAACAAGCAGCUCAGCAUGCCAAAGGAAGCAAUAAAAGAAAAAGAGAUAAAAAAGACUCCCAAAAAGCCUGAAGCAAAGUCUUUCGCAACACCCAAAGCUGGCAAAUCAACAGAGUCAGCCAACAAGUCUUCGAAAACGCCAAAGCAAACACCCAAGAAAGCGCGCCAGCUACAGUCAGCAUGA